UAGAGGGGCCGGGCCGGCCAGGCCGGGCCAGAGGAGCUGGUAGGUGCCCAGUGGAACUCAUUCUUCCCUCGGCAGGGCGGGCCCAGGAUGCAGUCGCCAGCGGCGAAGGAGGCUGGGCGCAGGGGCCCGCGGGAGCGAACAGGAAAGGGGUCCCGUGAGGAGCGCGCCAAGGGGCCGCCCGCGGCGGAGCCCCCCAAGCCGGGUUGGGCCCUAUCGCCGGAAGGCCUGGCGGCCAUGCGCCCCCCGCAGCGCCACCGCCACCUGCUCUUCGGGGACCUGCUUGAGGACGUGGGCGUGGCCGCCUCCGUCUUCCCCCGUGAGUCAGUGGAGCUGGGGUACCAUAUGCCCGACCCGCGCGCGUGGACGCAGUCACUCGAGCUGCCCGCAGUGCGCCAGGACAUGCUCCUCGGCGUCCUCAAGGCAGCGGAGGCCCGAGGACGAAUCCGUGCCCUGCGGCUGCGCUACAUCCGCAUGCGGGCGGAGGAGAUCUCGCUCCUCAUCCUGCAGCAGAAGUCCGCGCGCGCCGCCAUCCGGCUGGAGCUGUUCCUGCCGCCGCGGCUGAAGCCAACGCGGAUCCCAGACCCCCUGGACCGUCAAGAGGUGCCCACAGGCCGGGGAAGGGGCGGAGGGGGGGUCCCCGCCCUCCUCCCCGUACACUUGGCCCCAACCCCUCUCACCCGCAGAGGAGGCGCGUGGAGACCAUUCUAGAGGAGAAAGUUGAUGGCAGCAUCUUCCCACGUUGACUGGGACCCCACAGGAUGCGAACGCGCCCCACCCUCCCAUAUAAAGUUCUCAUUGUCCAAGCGCCCCCUGGUCGUUAC
Molecule: messenger RNA, 821 nt
Organism: Mirounga angustirostris (Northern elephant seal)
Lineage: Eukaryota; Metazoa; Chordata; Mammalia; Carnivora; Phocidae
Gene: LKAAEAR1
Product: LKAAEAR motif containing 1
Exons: 2
Coding region: 88-708 (206 amino acids)
Source: RefSeq, a predicted model, not a curated record